This is a messenger RNA of Oncorhynchus masou masou (cherry salmon), 627 nucleotides long. Its product is annotated as ribosome-recycling factor, mitochondrial-like. NCBI's taxonomy places the organism in Eukaryota, Metazoa, Chordata, Actinopteri, Salmoniformes, Salmonidae. Gene Ontology annotation, molecular function: ribosomal large subunit binding. Gene Ontology annotation, biological process: translation. Bases 1 to 627 code for a protein of 208 amino acids. The record is from RefSeq and is a predicted model, not a curated record. The transcript has 5 exons. Gene Ontology annotation, cellular component: mitochondrion.
AUGGCAUUGAGUCAGCUGGGCCUACUGUGGCUGGCUUUGUGCCGAUUCCCGGUCCCUUUGUUGAGGUCUUCCUGUCAGCUGGCGGUCAGCUCCAGAGUCCCACUGCUGUUCCCAAAUACAUGUCAUCGAGACAUCGCCCCCACUGCCGCCACCUGCGUUCUCCUGUAUGCCACCAAGAUGAGUAAAGCGAAGGGCCAGGCGGCCAAAGUGAACAUCAACUCCUCGCUGGCGGAGGAUGUCAUCAGUCUGGAGGAAGUGAAUGAGGAGAUGGCCGCAGUCCUCACCGCCCUAAAAGAGGACUUCAGCCGCAACCUGAGCAUCAAAAUCUCUUCAGGAGCUCUGGAUCAUAUCGUGGUGCACACGACAGAUGGCAAAUUCCCCCUGAACCAGUUGGGUCAGAUGUCCAUGAAACCCCCUCAGCUCAACGUGGUCAACAUGACCGGCUUCCCACACACUGCUGGCUGGGCCAUGGCUGCUGCCACCCGCGCCCUGCGUGAGAGCAGCAUGAAACUCAACCCUGAGGUGGACGGAACCAUCAUCAGGGUGCUUAUUUCCAAGGUCACGCGUGAGUACAUGAGAGCCGGGCAGUUCACUAUCAAGUCCAAGGAGUCUCUGAGGAGGGUGUGA